AUGCGCUACGCACUCGCCGCCUUCGGCAUCAUGGUUUCGGCCGUGCUUGCUGCCCCUAUGCGUUCCGAUCAAGGCGUCGCCGCUCGCGAUACUGCGAAAACCAGCGGCAUGGGCGGCAUGGACUGGAAUGAUUGGGGCUACCAGAACUACGACGAUUGGAAGAACAAGGGUGGAUGGAAAGAUUACGGCGACUGGAAGUCGUGGGCUGAGAAGGCAAGUCGUCGAGGGAGUUUGAACAAGAAUGGGUACCAGUGGUGGCGCAAGAUCGGCGGUAACAAUGACAACGACUGGAAUCGCUCGGGCAUGGACUUCAACGACUGGUUUAAAAACGAUGGGUAUAAGAAAGACUACUGGGGCAAGGACGACAGCGACGAUGAUAACAGCGACUGGUACCAGGACAGCACUGGCCAAGGCUGGCACAAAGACUCCAUGGGAAAGUGGGACAAGGAUGAUGAGGAUGACACCUCAAGCUGGGGUAAAACGGAUACGGAUGAUGACAAGUCAAGCUGGGGUAAAAUGGAUACAGAUGAUGACAAGUCAAGCUGGGGCAAGGACUCGAAGGAUUCAUACGAUACCGGCUCAAGCUGGGACAAGGACGACAAGGACGACGAUUCGGACAAGACGUGGUAUAAAGACUCGACUGGGCAGGGAUGGCACAAAGAUGAAUCGACCGACAAAUGGGAGAAAGAUGACUCGGACGACAGCGGAAGCUGGAAGAAGGGAAGCGACGGAAAAUGGUCUAAGAGCGGAUAG
Didymosphaeria variabile is the source of this 753-nucleotide messenger RNA. RefSeq lists its product as uncharacterized. NCBI's taxonomy places the organism in Eukaryota, Fungi, Ascomycota, Dothideomycetes, Pleosporales, Didymosphaeriaceae. The transcript is spliced from 7 exons. The record is from RefSeq and is a predicted model, not a curated record. The coding region runs from base 1 to 753 and encodes 250 amino acids.